Molecule: messenger RNA, 555 nt
Organism: Arachis ipaensis
Lineage: Eukaryota; Viridiplantae; Streptophyta; Magnoliopsida; Fabales; Fabaceae
Source: RefSeq, a predicted model, not a curated record
AUGACUUGGAGGUCCUCAUCACUACCAAUCGUGAAGCAAUCAUACUUCAUGGUAUCCUGCAAGACAGUGAUUGGAAUGCGAUAUGCUGUUGUUACAGGGUCAAAUAAAGGGAUAGGAUUUGAGACAGUCAAAGAGUUAGCCUCAAAUGGAAUCAAGGUGGUGCUCACUGCAAGAGAUGAGAGUAAGGGAAUUGAAGCCAUUGAGAAGCUCAAAGAGUGUGGUGUCUCUGAUAAGCUUGUGGUUCUUCACCAACUUGAUGUCACUGACCAUGCUAGCAUUGCAUCAUUAGCGGAGUUUGUUAAGACACAGUUCCCGAGACUUGAUAUCUUGGUGAAUAAUGCAGGAAUCAGUGGUGUCAAUCCAUAUGAAAAGGAUGAACCAAGAUUUAAAUGGGAGGAACUAACACAAACUUAUGAGAUGGCUGAAAAGUGUAUAUUGACAAACUACUAUGGUGCCAAGAAAACAACUGAGGCAUUUCUUCCACUACUUCAGUUAUCAAAUUCACCAAGGGUUGUUAAUGUUUCCUCUGAAGCAGGGUUGAUAAAGGUACAAUAA